Messenger RNA from Puntigrus tetrazona (Sumatra barb), 653 nucleotides. RefSeq names its product serine/threonine-protein kinase pim-2-like. The coding region runs from base 165 to 653 and encodes 162 amino acids. Gene Ontology annotation, biological process: regulation of mitotic cell cycle; protein autophosphorylation; negative regulation of apoptotic process. Gene Ontology annotation, cellular component: cytoplasm. NCBI's taxonomy places the organism in Eukaryota, Metazoa, Chordata, Actinopteri, Cypriniformes, Cyprinidae. The transcript has 5 exons. The record is from RefSeq and is a predicted model, not a curated record. Gene Ontology annotation, molecular function: ATP binding; protein serine/threonine kinase activity.
GCGGGUUUUCAAUGCUCUGCGCUCUAGCGGCUGCAAAACAAAAUGUGUAUGCCUUGUCAUAUUUACGGUUGCAGUAAUCUUAGUCCUUGGUGUGUUGUUUUGACCUCAUUAUUGGACUGUGUUUGGAAGGACAUAAACGUAAAUGUCAUUCUCACUUUUAUAGUAUGUCUUACACUGCGCCUUCUACAAUUUGGAUGCUUACGCCACAUGUAGGAAUCCCGUCUGCGUUAGACUACAUCUUCAGCCGUUACACUGUGGGAGAUCAGCUGGGCAAAGGUGGAUUUGGGGUGGUGUAUGAAGGAACGCGUCUGGAGGAUAAUAUUAAAGUGGCUUUGAAAUACGUCACAAAGACGGAGCAAAUGGAAUGUGUAUUCCUUCCUGAUCAUGCAGAGCCUCUUCCAAAAGAGAUCGCCUCACCAUCAUGGCGAAUAAAGGUCGAAGAGUGCCAGAGAUCAUCCGGCUGCUGGAGUGGAGGGACCACCCUGACCACUUCGUCAUGGCGCCACGGUGGAAGCCUGGACGAGGAGAAAGCGCGGCAGAUCAUGUGGCAGGCGACUAACGCCGCACACAUGUGCUGCCUCCGAAAGGUGUUCCACCGUGACGUCAAACUGGAGAACCUUCUCAUCAACAGGAGACAUCCGAAGUCAGGCUGA